GUUUUCUGAAGCUUUCCAGUUUCCAAAUUUUCUAAACUUUUUUCCUACUAUUUUGAUUUUCACCUCUCUUUUGUGGUUUUGUUGAAGAUCCACACAAAAAAGCUUCCACCAUUUUUUUUUCUGAGCUUCCAUUUUUAAGCUAUUUUCUUGAUUUUUUGGGUUUCACUGGAAGAAGAAGGAUAAGAAAAAAUGGCAGGUGAUGGCGUAGAAAAUGCAAAGCCACCGCAGAAACAGGAAGAUCUUCAGCCUCAUCCGGUGAAGGAUCAACUUUACGGUAUCACUUACUGCCUCACAAGUCCUCCUCCUUGGCCGGAGACAAUACUUCUGGGGUUUCAACACUACUUAGUGAUGCUUGGAACAACUGUUCUCAUUCCAACAAUGUUAGUUUCAAAGAUUGAUGCAAGAAACGAAGAUAAGGUAAAGUUGAUUCAGACGUUGCUCUUUGUGUCUGGAAUCAACACGUUAUUUCAAAGCUUCUUUGGGACUCGUCUUCCUGCUGUCAUUGGAGCUUCUUACUCUUAUGUGCCAACUACAAUGUCAAUCGUCUUAGCUGCUCGUUACAAUGACAUUAUGGAUCCUCAAAAGAGAUUUGAACAGAUCAUGCGUGGAAUCCAAGGUGCUCUUAUUAUUGCCUCAUUUCUUCAUAUCCUUGUUGGUUUCAGUGGCCUUUGGCGCAAUGUUACUAGGUUUUUGAGUCCCUUAUCUGCAGUUCCUCUUGUAGCCUUUUCUGGCUUUGGACUCUAUGAACAAGGAUUCCCUAUGCUAGCAAAAUGCAUUGAGAUUGGACUGCCUGAGAUCAUACUUCUUGUCAUAUUCUCACAGUACAUUCCUCAUCUGAUGCAAGGAGAAACAUGUUCUAACUUCUUCCACCGAUUUGCUGUGAUAUUCUCAGUGGUGAUUGUGUGGCUUUAUGCAUACAUUCUAACCAUUGGUGGGGCUUAUAGUAACACAGAAAUCAAUACUCAAAUCAGUUGCAGAACCGACCGUGCUGGCAUCAUUAGCGCUUCUCCAUGGAUUAGAGUGCCUCACCCUAUUCAAUGGGGAGGAGCUCCAACUUUCAAUGCAGGGGAUAUUUUUGCUAUGAUGGCUGCUUCUUUCGUUUCUCUUGUCGAGUCUACAGGGACAUACAUUGCUGUAUCGAGAUAUGCAAGUGCAACACCAAUCCCACCUUCUGUGCUUAGUCGUGGAAUCGGUUGGCAGGGAUUUGGAAUUCUUCUCUGUGGAUUAUUUGGAGCAGGAAAUGCAACAUCCGUGUCUGUAGAGAAUGCCGGCUUGUUGGCUGUAACACGCGUUGGUAGUAGACGUGUAAUUCAAGUAGCAGCUGGAUUCAUGAUCUUCUUCUCCAUUCUUGGUAUUUCUCUCAGCUAUUACUGAACAUACAACUCUGAAGCUGUUACAUAGAUAAACACAAUUGAUUUGCAAUCAUUUCCAGGUAAAUUUGGGGCUAUCUUUGCUUCGAUUCCAGCUCCUAUCGUCGCAGCUCUUUACUGUUUGUUCUUCUCAUACGUUGGUGCUGGUGGUCUAAGUCUAAUCCAGUUCUGCAAUCUGAACAGUUUCAGAACUAAGUUCAUUCUUGGAUUCUCCAUCUUCAUGGGCUUAUCCAUACCUCAAUACUUUUACCAGUACACAACUUUGGAAACCUAUGGACCCGUUCGGACAUCCGCAACAUGGUUCAACAACAUUAUAAACGUUCCUUUCUCAUCUAAAGCAUUUGUUUCCGGGAUUUUGGCCUUCUUUCUAGACACGACAUUGCCUCCAAAGGACAAGACGACAAAGAAAGAUCGAGGACUAGUUUGGUGGAAGCGAUUUAAAUCGUUCCAAUCUGAUAACAGAAGCGAAGAGUUCUACUCUUUGCCUCUCAAUCUCAGCAAGUACUUUCCUUCUCACUGAUGAAAUGGCAUUGUAAACUUCAAGAAACAGAGUUUGAUCGAUUCAGUGUCCUGUUUCCCGCACUUGUUUCAGUACUGAUCUCACAUCUCUACUUGUGUCUUCAAAAAAUAUGUGAUUAGUUAGCUUCAAAACGUUAAUAACAGUACUAAGUGAUACAUCGAAUUCG
Messenger RNA from Arabidopsis thaliana (thale cress), 2056 nucleotides. It is a transcript of the gene NAT8, whose product is annotated as nucleobase-ascorbate transporter 8. The record is from RefSeq and is marked reviewed. Gene Ontology annotation, cellular component: plasma membrane; membrane. The transcript has 13 exons. The coding region runs from base 190 to 1374 and encodes 394 amino acids. Gene Ontology annotation, molecular function: transmembrane transporter activity. NCBI's taxonomy places the organism in Eukaryota, Viridiplantae, Streptophyta, Magnoliopsida, Brassicales, Brassicaceae. Gene Ontology annotation, biological process: transmembrane transport.